AUGAGUAACAAGAAAUCUAAGAUUCAAUACCCGUUUUGGUAUGGUGGUGCUGCCAGUAUGGCUGCUUGUUUAGUGACACAUCCUUUAGAUCUUGCGAAAGUACGAUUACAAACAGCUUCAAAACCAGGUCAAUCAUUAAUUGGUAUGUUAUAUCAUAUUAUAACAAAAGAUGGUAUAACGAAAAUAUAUUCAGGAUUAACUGCAUCUUUAUUAAGACAAGCUACUUAUUCAACUACAAGAUUUGGAAUUUAUGAAUAUUUAAAAGAAUUAUAUAUAAACAAAACUCAUAAUCAAAAACCAACUACUGGAGUUUUAUUACCAAUGUCAAUGAUUGCUGGUGCAUUGGGUGGAUUAGUUGGUAAUCCAUCUGAUGUUGUUAAUAUAAGAAUGCAAAAUGAUUCAACAUUACCAAUAAAUCAAAGAAGAAAUUAUAAAAAUGCAUUUGAUGGAAUUUAUCAAAUAAUAAAAAAUGAAAAUAUUUCUUCAUUAUUUAGAGGAUUAUCACCAAAUUUAGUAAGGGGGAUAUUAAUGACUGCUUCACAAGUUGUUACUUAUGAUAUUGCAAAAACACAAUUAAUUGAUAAAUUUCAUAUGGAUCCUUCUAAAAAAAAUACUCAUUUUAGUGCUUCAUUAAUUGCUGGAUUAGUUGCAACUACUGUAUGUUCACCAGCAGAUGUUGUUAAAACAAGAAUUAUGAAUAGUAAAGGAAGUGGUCAAAAUGCAAUUUCAAUUUUAAUUAAUGCAGUAAAACAUGAAGGUAUUGGAUUUUUAUUUAGAGGUUGGUUACCAUCAUUUAUUAGAUUAGGACCUCAUACAAUUGUAACAUUUUUAGUAUUGGAACAAUUAAGAAAAUUUAAAUUGGGUAUGUAA
This is a messenger RNA of Lodderomyces jiufengensis, 870 nucleotides long. RefSeq lists its product as uncharacterized. The coding region runs from base 1 to 870 and encodes 289 amino acids. Gene Ontology annotation, biological process: oxaloacetate transport; phosphate ion transmembrane transport; malate transmembrane transport. Gene Ontology annotation, molecular function: antiporter activity; succinate transmembrane transporter activity; oxaloacetate transmembrane transporter activity. NCBI's taxonomy places the organism in Eukaryota, Fungi, Ascomycota, Pichiomycetes, Serinales, Debaryomycetaceae. The transcript has 2 exons. The record is from RefSeq and is a predicted model, not a curated record.